Messenger RNA from Meriones unguiculatus (Mongolian gerbil), 3160 nucleotides. It is a transcript of the gene Myadm, whose product is annotated as myeloid associated differentiation marker. The coding region runs from base 706 to 1659 and encodes 317 amino acids. Gene Ontology annotation, biological process: negative regulation of heterotypic cell-cell adhesion. The transcript is spliced from 4 exons. The record is from RefSeq and is a predicted model, not a curated record. NCBI's taxonomy places the organism in Eukaryota, Metazoa, Chordata, Mammalia, Rodentia, Muridae. Gene Ontology annotation, cellular component: cell-cell junction; plasma membrane.
CCACUUGGGCAAAGCACUAAGCAAGCGCCCAGGUCCCCUCUCCAGCUCCUCCCUCCUCCGUAGGCCACGGAGCUGGCUGUUUUGAGCUCCUGGACCCCUUCGGACCCCUCACUUCGCGACGCUCGCGGCUUCCUCUCCUGGGCUGAGCCUCUAAGCCUUUCAAAUCCUCCUAGAAGGUUACCAGAAGAAGCCGCGGGGAAGAGCCAAGAGUCGGCAGCCGCCACUAGGCCCCGCCCAGCAGCCGCGGAGCAGGGCCGCGCCCGGGACCGCUGCAGAGCGGGACCCAGAAGACUCGGCAAACAUUCUACCACAUAUGUUUUUAAAAAAACAAGUCUGAUCGCUCAAAAAUCUGGGACCCCCAAGUUUCCAGGAAUAGCGACUAUCAUCCAUCACCCUUUCGCCCCCUGCUGACAGUGAUCUUCUGAGACGUGGCUCAGCAGUCGUCCUGGCGCCAUUACAGUGUAAUUGGAGACAUGGCACACUCACUUCUACGAAGAUCCUCAAGCACACGAAGCUAGUCUUUUUUCUUUGGGUGAGGGGCCUUGCUAGUCAAGACGGCUUGCUCAGAACUCCUAAAAGCUCAAGGCCUGGCACCCUACAUCCUUUUCUUUUCAGGGCUUCUGAUCAGCCUUUUCCAGGUGUGCAACCCUAUCCGCCUUCGGAGCCGGAACUUUCUCUUUCCUGUCCUCAGUUAAGGCUGCAGCCAUGCCAGUAUCAGUAACCCGUACAACUAUCACGACUACAACGACAUCAUCCUCCACCAUCGUGGGGUCCCCUCGGGCACUGACGCAGCCUCUGGGCCUCCUUCGCCUCCUGCAGCUGAUAAGCACCUGUGUGGCUUUCUCCCUGGUGGCCAGUGUGGCCGCUUGGACAGGGCCCAUGGGGAACUGGGCCAUGUUCACCUGGUGUUUCUGUUUUGCUGUGACCCUCAUCAUCCUCAUCGUGGAAUUAGGUGGACUCCAGACCCGCUUCCCACUGUCAUGGCGAAACUUCCCCAUCACCUAUGCCUGCUACGCCGCUCUCUUCUGCCUGUCAUCUUCAAUCAUCUAUCCUACCACCUAUGUGCAGUUCAUGUCCCACGGACGUACCCGGGACCACGCCAUCGCCGCCACUACCUUCUCCUGCAUUGCCUGUUUGGCUUAUGCCACUGAAGUGGCCUGGACUCGUGCAAGGCCUGGUGAGAUAACUGGCUACAUGGCUACCGUGCCAGGGCUGCUCAAAGUUUUUGAGACCUUUGUAGCCUGUAUCAUCUUUGCCUUCAUCAGCGAACCAUCCCUGUACCAGCAAAAGCCAGCCCUGGAGUGGUGUGUGGCAGUCUAUGCCAUCUGCUUCAUACUGGCUGCGGUGACGAUCCUGCUCAACCUGGGGGAUUGUACCAACAUGUUGCCCAUCCCUUUCCCCACCUUCCUGUCAGGCCUGGCCUUACUGUCUGUCCUCUUUUAUGCCACUGCCAUUGUGCUCUGGCCCCUCUACCAAUUCGAUCAGAGGUAUAAUGGCUAUCCCCGCCGCUCGAUGGAUGUAAGCUGCACUUACACGCACCCCCACUCAGUGUGCGACUGGGACCGCCGACUGGCGGUGGCCAUCCUGACAGGUGUCAACCUGCUGGCAUAUGUGUCUGAUCUGGUGUAUUCCACCCGCCUGGUGUUUGUCAAGGUGUAAGAUUAACAAGGGGCUCCCGUCCACAUUCCUCCUUGCAGCAUCUUCACCUGAUUACACAAGUUUUUGGUACCAUCCUGUUUCCUCCUUGUAUCCCUCCCAUUUCCUCUCCUGUUGUAUAUGUGUAUUCUUCCUGACUCAUUGUUCUCUUUUUGUGUUUCUUUUUCACCCCUUUCUUACCUUUCAUCUUCCAGUAUGCCUGCCCAUAUCCUGGUUUGCCCUUGAGCUUUGGCUCCACAGCCCUCUUUCAUUUUCCUAUCUGAUAUUGUUUUCCUGUUGGUUUUGUCACCUGCCUGUUUUCCUGGGAGCCCUUAGAAUUCUUACUUUCUCUCCCUCACCCUUCAAAGGUGCUGGCCCCACACAUUUCCCACACUCCUUUGCAAUUACCCACACUCUUUUACAGUUUUUCACCCCAUGGGCCUCUUUAGGGGCCAUAUUGCCAAAGCAUGCCUGCCUGCCUGCCUGCCUGCCUGCCUUAGCUGUGCCUUAGUGUGUGUGUGUGUGUGUGUGUGUGUGUGUUAAAGGGGCUGGAGGAGCAGGCCAAGAAGUGCACCUCUCCUUUCAAGUUCAAAACAAAAUUGUGGAGGUCAGUAAUUUCCAGUGGUCAGAAGUCAUCACUUUACGCAGAGUUUCUGCCUCCGCCUGUGACUCAGCUUUGCCUCAGAUUGGCUCUAGAACGUUUUUGUUUUUACCAGUCUUACCAAAAGCCCACUGCCUGAAGGUUAUCUUAGAUGAAGCAAAAGAUGGAUGCCUUUUCCUGAAUUAUUCUCUGCUAUACAAACAAACUAAAAACCCACCAAAAACACCAUAUGGUUCUAACUCCAGCUCUAAAGUAUUUCAGAGGGGCCGUAAUGGUGGCCCUCCUAGCUCAGUGUUAAAAAUAACAUGGCCUGCUUUAGCAGGAGUGAGAAGAAAAAUGCCCUCUGCCAGCCUUAAAAGCAUUAUUAUCCUCUUUUUCCUUUUUUCUCAACAAGAUGACAGAAAUAACUAAGAAGCUCUUUUGCUUUUUGUUUAUUUUUUUAAACAACUUUUGAGAUGGUUUUAUGUAGACCAAGCUGGCCUCAAACUUAACUGAGUAGCCAAGGAUGCCCUUGAACCCUUGGUCUUCACAUCUCGACCUGCCAGGUGCUGAGAUUACAGGUGUGCCACUACACCCCAGUUGUGUAGCCCCAUUUAAGAGGGAAGUUUCUUAAGCAUCUUUUCUUUGGGGGGAGGGUGGCGUCAGGGUUAUCAAGAUUGGAAUGGCUUGUGUGUGUGAGUGUUGCACAAGAACCCAGAUCUGUGUGUGUUAGUUGCUUGCUGCUUUCUGCUUCUCUGGGACUCACAUGCAUUACUUGGUAUAUAUAUAUAUAUAUAUAUGUGAAUGUAUAAAUAUAUAUUUUAUUUUUUUUUAAUUUCCUGGAGCUUUGGGUUCCUAUAGCUCCUGCUGUCAGUCAUCCCUUCCCACUCCCCACAUCCAUAAAGUUCUUUAAAAAAAAAAAUCUCAAUAUAAAUGUAACAGGAA